Messenger RNA from Octodon degus (degu), 1001 nucleotides. It is a transcript of the gene Abhd14a, whose product is annotated as abhydrolase domain containing 14A. Lineage: Eukaryota; Metazoa; Chordata; Mammalia; Rodentia; Octodontidae. The record is from RefSeq and is a predicted model, not a curated record. Gene Ontology annotation, cellular component: cytoplasm. Bases 138 to 866 code for a protein of 242 amino acids. The transcript is spliced from 5 exons.
ACAGCCGGCUGGGAGGAGGGGAGCAACUCCUGGGCGGCGGCGCUUUGAGCUUGCCGAGUCCUCCGGAGCGGGGGCGGAGCCACCUCUGGGUAACCAGCCCCGUCAUCCCGGUCGGCCCGGCUGUGGUAUAGACCUCCAUGAACAGAUAUCAGGCAGCCCUGCUGGGCCUAGGCCUGCUGUUUAUGCUGCUACUUUAUGUGGGGCUGCCAGGCCCCCCUGAGCAGACUUCCUGGCUCUGCAGAGACCCCAAUGUCACAGUCCUGGCUGGCCUCACCCGGGGCAGCCCCCCCAUCUUUUACCGCGAGGUGCUCCCACUCCACCAGCCACACAGGGUGGAGGUCGUGCUGCUACAUGGAAAGGCCUUUAACUCCCAUACAUGGGAGCAGCUGGGCACGUUGCAGCUGCUGUCUCGAAGGGGCUACCGGGCUGUGGCCCUUGACCUUCCAGGUUUUGGGAACUCAGCUCCUUCAAAGGAGGCAAGCACAGAGGCAGGACGGGCAAAGCUGUUGCAGCAGGCACUGCAGGACCUGGAAGCGAAGAAUGUCGUUCUGGUGAGCCCCUCACUCAGCGGCCGCUAUGCCCUGCCCUUCCUGGUUCGAGGCCACCACCAGCUACGUGGAUUCGUGCCCAUCGCACCCACUUCCACCCAGAACUACACCCAGAAGCAAUUCUUGGCAGUGAAGACUCCAACCCUCAUUGUGUAUGGGGAACUGGACCACGUCCUGGCCCAAGAGUCACUGCAGCAGCUCCGCCACCUGCCCAACCACUCUGUGGUAAAGCUACACAACGCGGGCCAUGCCUGCUACCUCCACCAGCCACAGGACUUCCACCUCGUUCUUCUUGCCUUCCUUGACCAUUUGCCUUGACCACUUUUCCCAGGCAUGGCCUAAGUGUGGAGGAUCUGGACUACCGCUCUGCCCUUCCAGGGCGGCAGUCCCUGGGAUCGGAGGGCAGAGGGCAGAGGGCAGAGAGGCAGGUCCUGCCAGGACUUCUCAUUUUAU